GCAUGUCGGUAUAGCUCAGAAUCCACCGCUUACAACUCCGUGGUAAGACUGCCCCGUUCGAAGCCCACAAGAGCGCAGCAUGGCGACCCAGUUGGCAAUCCAAACUCUGCACGAUGCCAAGAUGACCCGAGCCGCUGAGAAGAAACAGCUCUCCGUCCUGAACGGCCGCUUCGCCUCCUACAUCGAGAGGGUGCAGGCCCUGAACCAGAGCAAUGCCGCCCUGGAGAGUCAGCUGCAGGCCGUCCAGGCCAAAGCCUCCCCCGUAGACAAGGGGAAGUACGAGGGGAUGCUGAGGGCGCUGCGCGCUCAGGUGGACGGGCUGUCUCAGCAGAAGGCUCAGGUGGAAGCUGAAAGGAACAGCUGGCAGGCACAGGCAGAGGAAUGGCAGGGGAAGUGCGAAGAGCAGUAUACGGUGCGCUCGGGGCUGAAGGCCGAAAUCGAAAGGAACAAAGCGGAACUGGCAAUCAUCAACGCUGCUCGUUCGGGCUUCGAGAGCAGGCUGGUGGCCGCGCAGAAAGAGAUCGAGGCCGUGAAUACGACUCACUCUGCGGAGAUCGCAGCUAUGCGGGGAGAGUUGGCCCAGACUGUGACUGCGAUAGAGGCGAAGCAGGCGGCUGUGACAGGACCGGACCUCAGCGACACCCUGAGGGAGAUCCGUGAGCAGUACGAGGUGGUCGGCCAGGCGAACAGGCAGGACGCUGAGGCGAAGUACAGGGCGAAGUUUGCGGAGAUAGCCCUGCAACGGCAGAAAGACAGCGACGCUCUGGCAGCCGCCAGGGCAGAAGUGGCUGAGUUCCAAAAGAAGGUUGACACCCUGAGGGCCGAGGCCGAGUCUAUCAGGAGCAAGAACAUCGCCAUGGAAGACGGAAUGAAGCAAACGGAUGCCCGCAUACAGAAGGAGAUGGAAUCGUACAGGCAGGCCAUCGCCAAACGCGAGGCGCAGAUCGAGCAGAUGAAGCUGGAGACGGCACAAAAUCUCACCAACUACCAGGAGCUGAUGAACGUCAAGAUGGCGCUCGACCUCGAGAUAGCCGCUUACAGGAAGCUGUUGGAGGGAGAGGAGAUAAGGCUGGCCGGUCAGCUUAGUCGCCCCAGCCGGUUCAGACGGCCCAGACCUCCGAGCCAGUGGCAGCACCACCUCAGUAAAAGUAUUCGGCUGCGCAAUAGGAGAAUGUUAGGACGUAAAAUUUCAUAACGAGUCUCAAAUAGCUUUGAUAUAUGUGACAAUCGACGGGACAAGUCAAAAAUAUCUAUCAAGGCAGAAGAAAAAGGGAAUGGCAACAUAAAAGAUGGGAAAAUAAUAUCAGAGAAUAGAAAAGCAUGAGAAAAAGUGAAACACUGAGAAAUGCAGGAAACAGGGAAGUGUGGGGAAAACAGGUUCUUCCGUGGUGCCCCAACCCUCAAAUAGUUCGACUAAGGGAUAGAUGACACAUAAAGCGUAGAUUUCAAAGAUUCCAUGUAUGUAUGGAUCCAUGAAUGGAUGUCUUCACGAUACAGGUUACACGUGAACACCGUUGCUAUUCUGGUAAGAAAAUUAAGAAACUGCAGCGAAACUGUCAGGUCACGGUAUAUAUCAAGACGAAAGCAUGUCUCUAAGUUACGUAUGUAUACACUAGGUUGGCGAACAGCUACGUACACAGUAAAUGAUAGAUGUAAAGGCACUGAGCAUCACAUGUACGUCACGUUAUUAGUGCACCUUAAUCGGAAACUACUGUGGCAUUUUAGUCAAAUAUAGAAGCAUCGUACGUAAUAAACGAAGAAGAUCAAACUUAAAGAA
Messenger RNA from Branchiostoma floridae (Florida lancelet), 1777 nucleotides. Its product is annotated as non-neuronal cytoplasmic intermediate filament protein-like. Lineage: Eukaryota; Metazoa; Chordata; Leptocardii; Amphioxiformes; Branchiostomatidae. The record is from RefSeq and is a predicted model, not a curated record.